Messenger RNA from Sebastes umbrosus (honeycomb rockfish), 2486 nucleotides. Its product is annotated as tetraspanin-8-like. NCBI's taxonomy places the organism in Eukaryota, Metazoa, Chordata, Actinopteri, Perciformes, Sebastidae. The record is from RefSeq and is a predicted model, not a curated record. The transcript has 9 exons. The coding region runs from base 111 to 902 and encodes 263 amino acids. Gene Ontology annotation, cellular component: membrane.
CCUGUAAAUUAAACCCAGCUCCCCCUCCUCACAUCACUUUUCCUCAGUCAGUCGGAGCUUCACGGCGUUUACAAACAUUACUGUCUUAUCUGUUAUUUUCAUCUGUAAUCAUGACUCAGGUCAACACCUGCCUCAAACGCACCUUAACCAUCUUCAACCUCUUCUUCGCGAUCAUUGGCGGCUUCAUCAUCGCGCUUGCUCUGCUGUCUCAGAUCCUCACCAACGUUAAUGGAGGCGAAGGCCUGGAGGGUCGGACCGCCGGCCUCAUCCUCCUCUAUGUGGUCGGCUCCGUCACCAUGGUCAUCGCCAUCCUGGGAGCCUACGGCGCCCACAGGGAGAACAGAGCGUGUCUGAUCGUGUUCCUGGUGUGUAUGGUUAUUGGAAGUCUGAUGAUGAUCCGAGCUGGUAUUCCUGCCGCCAUCAGCCGUCCCGAGGUAACAUCCCUACUGCUGGAGAAGUUCCAUGAGCUUCUUCCUCUGGAUAAAGCUUCAGAAGAUGUGAAGAACAUGGCUGAAAGCCUGCAGACACAGCUGCACUGCUGUGGUUUGUUCAGCUAUGAGGACUGGAGGGAGGACAUCCCCAGAUCGUGUCUGUGUGACCAAGAGUACGAGAUCGAGGGGAAGUGUCAGUCAGUCAGCUACGGACGUCUGAUGCAGAGGAAGUCCGUCUACACCAAGACCUGCUUCCCUGUCAUCCUCCACUACACCCUGCUGCUCGUUGACGUCAUGAUCGGAGUCGUCUUCUCUCUGGCUGCCCUGGCGCUGUUGGGCAUGGUCUUGUCCUCCCUCAUGAUCCACCAGAUGCGUUACCCAUACAGACCCACCAUCCUGAUGACGGUCCCCGCCGUAUUCACCACGCCUCCGCCCAAAUACCAGGAGCUGCACAACCCUCCCGAGUACUAGAGGAACACCUCUACUACCGCUCUCGCUUCUGUUGUUAGCUCGAUGUACAGCGUCGACAGGAAGUCGACGUGUUUCUGUUGUCUGUCUGUUUGUUCUUGAAUGCGAGGCAGUGCGAGGACGGCAUGUCCAAAGUGCCUUACGUCACUGUGAGGAGUCCGACUGUCGAUGGAAACACCACUGGGUUUCAUUUUCUGAUGCAAAGCACCUCUGAAAAGAUCUGCAGCAACUUUAUUAGUCAUUUUAUAUCAGUUGAGAGUGAGUCUGAUUGGGGGGCGGGGCUUCUUAUUGGUCGCAAUCUGCUGUUUUCAUACAACUAGAGAGGAUCGUGUUCGUCAUCAUCACAAGAUAAUUAAUAAUCAACAUCACAGAAGUAAAAAGUCAAAAAGUUUGACGCUUAAAUCUCUAAAUUCUGACUUUUUUCUAUGGAAUUUGGCUCUAAAAAUCCUCUUCUGGAUAAACUCAAAUGGAGUUCAAGAAGACAUCUUUUAGACCACCUUUCAACAGUAAUAAGAUCACAAAAUAAUUUAAGAUCACAAAAAAGGAAAAAAAUAAGAAUGUCUCGUUUUUGAAAGUAUUUGUAGACUUUAAUCUCUAAAUUCAGACUGAAUUGAUUGUGAACUUUAUGAAAACAUCUCAGUUGUUAAAAGUAAAACAAAAUCUGAGACUUUUAUUGUUAAAUUCUGACUUUUUUCUAUGGACUUUGGCUCUAAAAAUCCUCUCCUGGAUAAACUCAAACUGAAUUAAUCAAGAAGACAUUUUUAGACCAUUUUCCAACAGUAAUAAGAUUAAAUUAAGAUUGCAAAAUAAUUUAAGAUCACAUUAAAAUGAACAAAAUAGAGCUAAGAUUAAUACCUCUAUGUUGAAAGUCAAAAUUUGUAGACUUUAAUCUCUAAAUUCAGACUGAAUUGAUUGUGAACUUUGUGAAAAUAAUCUCAGUUAAAAGUAAAAAGAAUCUGAGAUGUUUAUCUCUAAAUUCUGACUUUUUUUCUAAGGAUUCUGGCUCAAGAUGUGUAAAUUUAAAAUUUUGUGGAAAAGAUUUUAUCAAGAAAACAUCUUUUAUAAGAAAUUCAGAUUUGUUUCUAAGAUUUUUUAAUGUCACUACAUAAUUUAAACGUCAAGAUUUUAAUCUUAAACUGUACGGUUUAGAAACAGAAUCAUUUAGAGCCAAACUUCAUAGAAAAAAAGUCUGAAUUUAAAGUUUUUUUUUUGCAAUCACAAACAUCCUCUCUGGUUAUUCUUUUAAUUUUUCACAAACUUCAGUAGAACUGUAGUUUUUUUUUUUUAGCUGCAGGUUCCUGAAGCUCAUUGCACUUUUCUCUGAUGCAAAAAAACACUUUAAAUUUUUUUUUUAAUUAUCCUAGUUCUAAUUUGUUUCAGCAAACGGCCUUUUUGAGUGAUGAUAAAAACCAGAAGUGCCACAUUGUUUGCUCUGCAGAAGCACUGAAAUUAACUGCUGAAUGCGAAAAAGAUUAAAAUCUUUUAAUUUAUUUUCUUCCCAACCACGGACAGACUGAUCGACAUUAAUCCUCCAAUUUGUAGAAGCUGCCACUCUCGCCUCGGUUUACGUAAAGUUUUUUUUAUAUA